AGAUGAACUUUUGCAACAAACUGCCCCAAUUCAAAUCGACGACGAUUCUGCUUUCGCUGUUCUCUCUCACUGCAUACAUAGUGUAUACCUUUUAAUUUCGUUACUGGAACCACCUCUUCGUUUCCAAUAAAAUUUCCGAUCAUCUGAACUCACAUUCCUAUUCGAAGCUGAUCUCAGUGGUUAACGCUCAGGUCUGGGCUGUGAGGCUGGGAUUCUGCGCUCUUUCUCCGGGAAGAGGAUUGAUUUUUGGUCAAACAAAGUUCGAUAAGUGAGUAUUGUGGUAAAAGGUCAUUUGGAGGAGCACGAAGUAUUUUGUACAAGUGACUCAUGUGAUAGUGUUAGAUUCAGGUGACACAUUUUCAUGGCCCCCAAUCCAAGAGUUAAUAAGGCUUUUAGCUUUACGAGGGCCUUGGGAAUUUCUAAUGAGGAGGUGAAGCCCGUGUUGAUAAAGCUGUUAAGAAUUUAUGACGGAAACUGGGAACUUAUUGAAGAUGACAAUUAUCGGACACUUGUAGAUGCAUACAUUGAUUUUAAGGAAGAUAAGGGAGUUGAAGGUAAGAGAAAAACUCAUUCCAGUUGUGGGGUUGGAGAUAAACCAAGAAGGAAACUGCUCUUGGCAGAUGAAGAAGACCAGGCUUUAUCACCCAAUGACAACUCAAGCCAAAUGUCAUAUGCAGAAGACAACAAAAUAUCACGGAAGACUUCUCAAAUGAAAACCACUGAACCAUCUCAAACAGUCAUGGAAGAUAUUAAGCGCAAAACCAGUUCACAAGCAUCACACACAAAGUUGAGUGAGGUAGAAAAGAUCUCAAAUUUACCUUGCGUGGCAGCUAAAGAUAAAAUAUCAUAUCCUGAGAAAGCCUCAUCAGCAGAGCCUUGUGGUCAUUUUGAGAAAGAGUUUGUGAAGCCAAAAACUAAGAAACCUAGGUCCCAAUUUACUUCAACAAAUCGUAAUGGUUUAUCUGGUGCUUCAAAUGGAGAUCUGUGUGUCAAAUCUCUGUCAACUCAGGAUCAGGAUGUGCAAAGUAAAGAUGUUGGAUCAUCAUGCAACAAUAAUACCGCAGCAUAUAAUGGAAAUAUUAUGAUUGGUUCUUCAGAUAAGGGAGAAGUUAAAAUAUCUUUAAAUUGCAACUCUGCCUUGGGACAACCCAACUUCUGUAUUCCUAAUUUGGAUGUUGUUAUGAGGUUCAUGGACAAGAAGUAUCUUAGCUCUUGCAACACUGUUGGGCCCCAACUUUCUAUGGCGAAGCUAUUAGAUGACCUUUGCAGGAGUUAUCUCAAGUUGGGAUAUCGAAAGAUAUCAAAUUCCAAGCAUGCCACGUCACAGCAAUCUGUUAAUCAAGGUGAAGGGAAUUCCUUUCAUUUUAUCAUUGACAUAACAAAAGGGUCAGAAGAGGUGAAAAUAUCAUUAAUAGAUGAAUUUGGAAAUGAUGACUUGCCAAAGUUUAAUUACAUACCAUGUAGUAUAAUAUAUCAAAGUGCUAGUGUAAAUAUUUCUUUGGCCCGGAUUUCGGAUGAGGGUUGCUGUUCUGAUUGUUCAAACGACUGUCUUUCCUCGUCAUUGCCUUGUGCAUGUGCUCAGGAAACUGGUGGAGAGUUUGCUUACACACCACAAGGUUUGUUGAAAGAAGAAUUUCUAACAGCUUGUAUGUCUAUGAAGAAUGAACCUCAAGAUCAUCAUUUGGUGUACUGUCAAGAGUGCCCAUUGGAGAAGUCCAAGAAUGAGUACAUGCCCGAACGAUGCAAAGGACAUCUGGUUAGGAAGUUUAUAAAGGAAUGUUGGAUGAAAUGUGGAUGUGGCAUGCAUUGCGGAAAUCGGAUAGUGCAACGAGGAAUAAGGUGCAAAUUACAAGUGUUCUCAACUCGUGAAGGUAAAGGGUGGGGCCUUAGACCGCUAGAAGAUUUACCAAAGGGAACUUUUGUAUGUGAAUAUGUUGGUGAAAUAUUAACCAAUAUGGAGUUGUACGAUAGGAUUGUAAACAAUAGUGGCACUGGCAAUGACAGACAUACAUAUCCUGUAACUCUUGAUGCAGACUGGGGCUCAGAAGGGGUGUUAAAGGAUGAGGAGGCGCUAUGUUUAGAUGCAACAUAUAAUGGAAAUGUUGGAAGAUUCAUCAAUCAUAGAUGCUAUGAUGCAAAUCUCAUAGAUAUUCCUGUUGAAGUGGAGACUCCCGAUCAUCACUAUUAUCAUCUUGCCUUCUUUACCAACAGGAAAGUGAGUGCAUACGAGGAGUUGACAUGGGAUUAUGGUAUUGAUUUUGACGAUCACGACCAUCCUAUUAAAGCAUUUCAGUGUCGUUGCGGAAGCGCCUUCUGCUGUGAUAAGAAACGAAAAGGUUUACUCAAGUAGAUCUUAGUCAUGCUAUAAUGGAAAGGAAGAAUAGAAAAUCAGGUUCAUGUAAGAAGAGGAAUGUCUUAACUCAGCCAAUUGAAGCAAUUCUGCGAUCAGUACAGGAGACGGGAAACAAUAAAUUUCGUAAGCAAUCUUUGAUCGUCGCGGUGCCUGCGCUCAGGAUUCCAUUGCUUACAAACUAUUCAUCUUUUGGGGAAGCAACUAUAUUACUGAAAAUGGGAACUAAAAACCUCAGGUGUCUUAGUUGUACGGGAGGAGUAGUUUAAACUUCUAUUGUUAAUUGCCUGCAAUAGUUUUACUUUAAUUGUUGAUUGUCUGCAUUUAUUUGCAGAAAGUUGAUAAAUAAUUUUCAAGUGGUUCAUUAUUUUUCUUUUUUGUUAGGGCAAAGUAGGGAGGAACAAAUUUAUGAUACAAAGAUUGGUUUUCUUUAUUGUUGUAUAAUCCGAAUUCCUGGAAUAAACUUUUUCAGGAAGUUUUGAAAUAUGAGAUUCUGUUGUAUCCAAAAAGUUUAUUUGAUU
Molecule: messenger RNA, 2871 nt
Organism: Abrus precatorius (Indian licorice)
Lineage: Eukaryota; Viridiplantae; Streptophyta; Magnoliopsida; Fabales; Fabaceae
Product: histone-lysine N-methyltransferase SUVR4-like
Exons: 10
Coding region: 362-2350 (662 amino acids)
Cellular component (GO): nucleus
Molecular function (GO): histone methyltransferase activity; protein binding; zinc ion binding
Source: RefSeq, a predicted model, not a curated record